Anopheles merus is the source of this 1511-nucleotide messenger RNA. It is a transcript of the gene Bmcp, whose product is annotated as mitochondrial uncoupling protein Bmcp. The transcript has 5 exons. The coding region runs from base 519 to 1460 and encodes 313 amino acids. The record is from RefSeq and is a predicted model, not a curated record. Gene Ontology annotation, biological process: transmembrane transport. Lineage: Eukaryota; Metazoa; Arthropoda; Insecta; Diptera; Culicidae.
CCGGUUGCGACAUCCACCGCCGCUGUUUCUGUGCAUAAAAUGUCCUUCCACCCGCGAGGAUAGUUCGGCCCGCGCGUUUCCACCCCUGGACACGAAAACGACGAAAACAUCCCCAUUUGUCAGAAUGUUCCGUGCACAGUACGUUCGCAAAAUUCGUCGGAAAGUUCAUCCGCUGCACCAGAACUAAACGGGGGAAGAAAGUGGGUGGUAAUCCGCGCCAACUUGCAGCUGUUCCUGAGCCGUCUGGUUCACCACGCGAUCCUCUUCCUUCGCUCACACACACACGCCGGUGUCGGUCACCGGGCACACCGAUCUGUUUUUCCACCGUGACGUGCAAACGCCUCUGGUGUGUGUGUGCCCUUCAGGAGGCUGUGUUUACCAAAGGUUCUCGCGGGUGCUGAUAGCGUGCGGUGCACCGGGAAGGGUUACACAAGUUCAAGGCUGUGCGUAGCCCAGGGAGCGAAGGGAGCGGACAACCCCGACACGACCCGGUACGGCCCGAGGGCAAGGAUACGAAGAUGAGCGAUAUACGCGACUGGCGGCCGUUUGUAUACGGCGGGAUGGCAUCGAUAAUGGCUGAAUUCGGAACGUUUCCCAUCGACACCACCAAAACUCGUUUGCAAAUUCAAGGCCAAAAGACUGAUCGAUCACACAGCGAGCUGCGGUACCGUGGUAUGACCGAUGCGUUCGUGAAAAUUUCCCGCCAAGAAGGUGUGAAGGCCCUUUAUUCUGGCAUAUGGCCGGCAGUGCUGCGGCAGGCCACGUACGGUACGAUCAAGUUCGGCACGUACUACACGCUCAAGAAGGUGGCCACCGAUCGCGGGCUGCUCCACGACAAGGCCGGCAACGAGAGCCUUUGGUGUAAUGCGGCCUGCGCCACGAUGGCCGGCGCAAUUUCGAGCGCCAUCGCCAACCCGACCGACGUGCUGAAGGUGCGCAUGCAGGUGCACGGCCGGGGCACUAGCGAUGUGGGGCUGGUACAAUGCUUCCGCGAAAUCUACGUCCACGAGGGCGUCCGGGGGCUGUGGCGGGGCGUGGGCCCGACAGCCCAGCGGGCAGCAGUCAUAGCGGCCGUCGAGCUGCCGGUGUACGAUUUCUGCAAGCUGCACCUGAUGGAAACGUUCGGCGAUCAGGUGGCGAAUCAUUUCAUCUCUAGUUUUAUCGCGAGCUUAGGAAGUGCGAUUGCUUCAACACCAAUCGAUGUGAUACGGACUCGUCUCAUGAACCAACGGCGUGUGCACCAGCUACAGCCUAGCAUUACACCGGCGGCAACCACCACCACCACCACCACCACCACCCCCCGUCUGUAUUACACCGGCAGCGUCGACUGUGCCGUGCAAACGGUGCGCAACGAAGGCUUCCGAGCGCUGUACAAAGGUUUCAUCCCGACCUGGGUGCGGAUGGGCCCGUGGAACAUCAUUUUCUUCAUCACGUACGAGCAGCUGAAGCAAUUCUACUGAACACACGAACAGCAGGGGAAAGCAAACGAUUCCCCCCCCCCCCCUUCCCCC